Messenger RNA from Cordyceps fumosorosea ARSEF 2679, 2496 nucleotides. Its product is annotated as Cyclin PHO80-like protein. The transcript has 5 exons. The record is from RefSeq and is a predicted model, not a curated record. Gene Ontology annotation, biological process: regulation of cyclin-dependent protein serine/threonine kinase activity. Bases 1 to 2496 code for a protein of 831 amino acids. Gene Ontology annotation, molecular function: protein kinase binding; cyclin-dependent protein serine/threonine kinase regulator activity. NCBI's taxonomy places the organism in Eukaryota, Fungi, Ascomycota, Sordariomycetes, Hypocreales, Cordycipitaceae. Gene Ontology annotation, cellular component: cyclin-dependent protein kinase holoenzyme complex; nucleus.
AUGGACGUCGUCGCCCCGGCGCCCUCCUCGCUCGCCGUCGACACCUCUAGAAUUCUUGAGCUACCGUCACAGCCGAUCCCUGUGCCCCCGUCCGACCCGAACCUUGCCCCCCUGACCGAGCCCACACCGCCAACCUCUGAGUCCGCACAGCAUGACCUGUUCCAGCUACCGCCUGCCGAGGCACUCCGACUUCUCAGCGCGAGCGUCGACCUACUCGUCAGCAUCACCGGCGACGUGCCCCCGACGCCGCCCCCGCGCAUGCCCACCGACCCCCAGAUGAGCGGCCUCCAGGCCGAGAAGGAGAACAUUGUGCGCUCGCACUCGGAGAAGAACCUGGCGCGCCUGCGCCAGCAGCAACAACAACACCAAGCAUCCUUCUCCCCCGUAACCGGAAAGCGGCCUUUUAGCGACGACGAUGCGUACCAGCGCGAGGGCAAGACGAAGCUGCAAGUCUACAGCGUGGCCAUGUCAACGACACUGGCCAACCAGGCGCCGCCAGACGACACCAACGCGGCCGCCGAGAUCGACGGGGUGAUGCUCAAACCCCACGCCGCGCGCCCGCCCUCACCACCACUAUCCCAGCCCUCGCCGUACCUCGUCCUCGGCGCCGACGCGCAGCCCCUCAACCUGCAGCACGGCGCCAUCACGCGCAAGUUCUACAGCAAGCGGGAGCCGCCCAUCAGCAUCGGCAGCUACCUCACCCGACUGCAGCAGUUCUGCCCGAUGAGCGCCGCCGUGUACCUCGCCGCCUCGCUGUACAUCCACCGGCUGGCUGUGCAGGAGCGCGCGCUGCCGGUGACGCGCCGCAACAUGCACCGGCUGGUGCUCGCGGGCCUGCGCGUGGCGACCAAGGCGCUCGAGGACCGCGCGCACCCGCACGCGCGGUUCGCGCGCGUCGGCGGCGUCAGCGAGACGGAGCUGGCAAGGCUGGAAGUCUCAUUUUGCUUCCUGGCGGGGUUCGAGCUGGUGGUGCGCGAGGAGGCGCUGCAGGCGCACUGGGACGAGCUGAGGGAGGGGAGGGCAGCGAGGGCGCUGCAGGGCGUAGAGGUGUCGGCGCUGCGGCUGGAUAGGAAGCCGCGCGAGGUGGUAGCCGGGAAAGCCUCAAAGACUGCCAUGCCUCAUGAUAAUUUACGAAGCCACCAGUUGGAGAAGGCCACCGCUUGGAGAAGUGUGGCUGGAGAGGGAAUUAAACGAGCCUUCAACCCAGAAACGAGCCUUCAACCCAGAAACGAGCCGUCAACCCAGAAACGAGCCGUCAACCCAGAAACGAGCCCUCAGCUCGAGGAAAAGCAGUCAUCUCCGGCAGAGCAACCAUCCCCGACAAGCUUGCAGUCCUCUUUCUCCCCUAAUUGCGACUUCUCCCCGCCGAACACGAUGGCCAAGAGGAAGAGUUCCCUCGCUCCAAACACGACGGUCAAGAAGGCCAAGUCCACCCCAGCAGCGUCGUCGUCAGCGGCGUCGUCUUCAGCUUCAGCAGAGGCGUCGUCUUCAGCUUCAGCAGCGGCGUCGCCAGCGUCACCGGCGGCGUCGCGAGCGUUGAGAUCGUCGUCGCGAACUUCGACAGCGCCGGCAGGGCCCUCGCGAGUUUCGACAGCGCCGUCAGUGUCAUCACAAGCUGUGGCAGCGCCGUCCGCCUCUCCACAAGCUUUGGCAGCGCCGUCAGCCUCAUCACAAGCUCUGGCAGCGCCGUCAAAGUCAGAGUCAGCGUCAGCGUCGUCGGAAACAAUCCCGGACGACCGUAAUCUCGGCUCCAAGGGCCUCUACUGGUUCUGCAACAAGAAAUUCUCCGACGUCAAGAUCCGGCUGGGCGAGUUCGAGCUCCCGGCACACCGACUGCAGCUCGCCGCAGAGAGCACUUACUUUGCCCGCGCCCUGUUGGGCAACUUUGAAGAGAGCAGGACGGGCGUCUUCCAGUUCAGCGAGGGAAGCCUGCAUGCGUACUGGCGCGCCUUCGAGUACAUGUACACGGGGGACUAUUUUGGCGAGCCCGCCAAGGAGCUCGCAGGAAUACCGGAUGACGAGGAACUGUUAAUCAAUGUGCGCGUGUGCGCGCUGGCCGAGUACUUUGGGAUCAAAGGCCUCGAUGAAUUCGCUGCGGAGGAGCUCAAGGGACAGCUGCAUGUUUACGCUGGGAAGUGGUUGGAACGAAACGAGGACGAGCCCAACAACACGCAACCCGGCAAUGCGCAGCGGGAAAACGCGCAGCGCGACACGACGCCCAACCAAAAACAAUGGGUCGAAUGCAUUCGCGAGGUCUACGCAUCAACGCCGGUGGGCAGCAAGAUGCGCUGGGUCGUCGCCGAGGUCACGUCAGAUUACCUGGACGAAUUGUGGCACAAGCCCCUGCAAGGCCUGGUACGGGAGGGGGGCGACUUCGCGAUCGACCUCAUCACGCAGGAGCUGCGUGAAGAUGACUAUGACAGUUAUGAGGACAGUGACGAGGACGGUGACGAUGACUUGAAUUCUGGUAGUGGCGCUGAACAAGGGGUCUACUAG